Molecule: messenger RNA, 694 nt
Organism: Fomitiporia mediterranea MF3/22
Lineage: Eukaryota; Fungi; Basidiomycota; Agaricomycetes; Hymenochaetales; Hymenochaetaceae
Exons: 2
Source: RefSeq, a predicted model, not a curated record
GCGGAAACAAAAUAGUAUUCAGAGUCAUUCAGAGUACGGAAUUUGGUAUCAUACUGCUUACUAGAAACAUGGACUACGACGAAGAAGCGAAAUGAAAUGUCAAAAACAAGGUAGUAGAUGUGUCUUGAUCAUGUCGUGUGUAGUCAGGAAAGAAUGUCAUGUUCGGCGCUUUACUACUGUAGCUUGAAACAUUGAAACACUGCUAAGUACAGGGACGAGGAAAGGGAGGGGAUAGGAAGACGAAAGCAUGGCGAAGUGCGAGACGAAUACCUGGUAGUGGUAGAAUAGGACAGUCAUGCUCUACUCAAUACAUACAUUGUAUGCAGAACGUGUAGAAUCCAGACUGAUGGCGAAGUAUGUGGAUCGACUUGAGUGCGUCACUGGUCAAUCUUCUCCCGUGUGGCUGCUCUAGGGUCCAGACCACGCCCUCCCUAGGUUCUCCAGAUUCGUCCCCUCUCUCCAACUCCUCCCGCCGGAAUCCCUGUAACUUGGGGAACGUUCUACGAGAAUAGUGCUAGCGGUUGAGUAGCGAGUUAGUGCGCGCAAGCUGACAGGUUUCGCAGUUAAGUUCGUUCGUUUGUUUUUAGGUUAUGUACGGUGUUACCACAAGGAAACGAGGGAGGAUGUGGAGUACCAUGUUUUAGAGCUUAAAUCCCUCUUGAGGAAAUGAGGAGGAGAUAGGAUAUUGGAGAAG